This is a messenger RNA of Cherax quadricarinatus, 318 nucleotides long. NCBI's taxonomy places the organism in Eukaryota, Metazoa, Arthropoda, Malacostraca, Decapoda, Parastacidae. The record is from RefSeq and is a predicted model, not a curated record.
AUGUGCAUCACAUUGUUUAAAACAGGCAACCAUGUUGUGCAGAAGUGUAUAGAAUGUGUGGACCCAAUGGCCUUACAAUUCAUCAUCAAUGCCUUCCAGGGGCAAGUUUUUACCCUGUCAACACAUCCUUAUGGCUGCCGUGUAAUACAGCGCAUUUUGGAGCACUGCACUGGUGACCAGACAUCUCCAGUACUAGAGGAACUACAUCAACACACGGAACAGCUGUUACAAGAUCAGUAUGGUAAUUACGUCAUCCAGCAUGUGCUAGGUAAGUUGUGGGUUCUCUGUGAUGAAGAUGUGUAACAAGAUGCAUAUACA